AUUGGACAUUGGAAGUUGUUUCAAUGCAUCACAGAACACUGCUUAUAUCAAUAAAGCCAGUUUGAGCUCGUUGCUGGGUAGCUUUAUUUGCUACAGUGAUGUCUCUCCCCGGGGUCGGGGAAGUAACAUCCGACACAACCUUCUUAUUAAAAGUGAUAGAAGAAUAUGUAGACGGCCCACCAUGGACUCAGGAAUAUUCAAAAAAUGAUGUUAGAGUUUGGUCUAAAGGCUCGGAAAAUGAAAAAAUCAGGGCUUUCAAAGCGACUGCACUUUUCAAGGGAGUUUCCGGAUCCGAGUUAUUUGAUUGCAUAAUGGAUUCUGAAUAUCGAAAGCAGUGGGACAAGUCAAUGUUAGAAAGUUACGAACUGUGCCAAGUACACCCUCAAAGUGAUAUAGGGUACUAUUCUCUUCGUUCACCUCCAGGAUUAAAAAAUAGGGAUUUUGUUCUUCAGAGAUCAUGGGAAAAGUUUGAUACGUAUUAUGUAAUCGCCUGUCACUCCGUAUUUCACAAGGGUAUUCCUGUCCGAAAACAAUAUAUUCGUGCAUUAUCCCAUAUGAAUGCUUACAUUAUUCGUGUACUUGGUACAGAUUCCUGUGAAAUGACUUAUGUCACUAAUUGUGAUCCACGUGGCAAAAUACCAAUAUGGGUCAUUAAUAAAGCUACCCAAUUAAUGGCACCUAGAGCAAUACAAAUUUUAUAUAAAGCAUGCAUGAAAUAUAAUCAUUGGAAAAAGAAAACCACUAAUCCAAAUUACAAGCCAUGGUUGCAUCCGGAUCAAUGCAAUUUGCCAUUAUUAUGCUGGGAUGAUUUAGAACAGACCACCAAUUUGGGACCGAUUGAUGAUGUGAGCGAUGGUACUGCUGCCGCGGCGGCGGCGGCGGCGGCGGAGUCUGCUGCUACAUUGUCAUCGGCUGACGACGAGUCAUCGAUCCUGUUGAAUAGGAGUAAUAGUUUCAUUGAUCAAGAUGAAGAACAAGACACCGAAACUGACUUGGAAGCAUUCUCUGCAUUGGCUGUCGACGACCAACUUCAAUCGUGUGUCACUAAUGCAACUUCCAUUGCUACCGUGUCGAAUUCUGGCUAGAGAGGAGAGAAAAGUAGUCAGUCCGAUCAGUCAUUUACUUGUCUGUUUGUAAUGUUAAUGUACUGUAAUUUAAAACAAUCAUCAUCUCAGCUGUCUGUGUGUGUGUCGGGGGAAUUGGAAAUUUUCCCGGGUUUUUUUUCUCUUUUACUGAAAACACGUUUGUGCUGAUUGUUUGAGAUUUGAUUCGUGAGUGAUAUACAUGUGUGUGGUAGUACCCGGCCAGUCAGCUAGCCAGCCAACCGCCAGCUUUGUUCUAUUUUUUCUGACAAAACAGGAGGAGAGUAAACACAUCAACUGCAUUCUUCGCUCUGUGAAGAAUGUCGAGACAUGGUGAUUUUGCUAGUAGUGUUUCACAGUGUAAAUAUUGAUUGUCUGCUUGUGUAUGUAUGCGUGUGCUUGUGCUCUCCCUUAGAUGUUGUUGUACACUACGACUUACUGUUGUAUCAAAAGCUAAAUGCGAUUAUGAUUUCUUACUAUUUUUUCCUGUGUAAAAAAUGUCAAACCCGAGAAAAAAAACAGUUUAUUUUGAUAAGUUCAUAUUUCUUCCACAAAAAUGUAUUUCUGAUUCAUAUCAAUAUUAUGACAAGUCGAAUGACAAAAAGUACGCAAACACACACGCGCGCGGAGAGAAGAAGAGAACGAGAGGAGGUGUCGGGAACAAUGCCGGAACUUGUUUGUAUUCCUCUCCCACUCUCUUCUGCACAUUCCUUCCCUAUGCCAGUUAUCUUCUCUUUGCCCUGUGAACAACCUCCCUUGUGCUGUUGUUGUUGUUGUUGUUGUGGUCAUGUGUGUGUGCGUGUACUGUGCAUAGAUUACAAAGUACUUUGUACGCGUACUAUGAUCGACGAACUGUAUUUUUGAUUUUCGUUCAAUUUCCUUUUUUUUUCUCUGGUAUAUUUUUCUAAAAAGAAAUAUUUGUUUAUUCCCCUCCCAACAAUGAUGUUUAUUAAUAAUUGUGUUUUUUUUCUAGAGUUUUGUUUUAAUUUCAAUGCUGUGUUAUGGCGGGAUUUUUGGAAUUGUAUUCUUUCUCUCUCUCUCUCUGAACUCCUUCUUCUUAUUUUUUGUACAUUGUG
Molecule: messenger RNA, 2158 nt
Organism: Schistosoma turkestanicum
Lineage: Eukaryota; Metazoa; Platyhelminthes; Trematoda; Strigeidida; Schistosomatidae
Source: the annotation of a GenBank genome assembly